Molecule: messenger RNA, 1110 nt
Organism: Nannospalax galili (Upper Galilee mountains blind mole rat)
Lineage: Eukaryota; Metazoa; Chordata; Mammalia; Rodentia; Spalacidae
Product: serine protease 40-like
Exons: 6
Coding region: 1-1110 (369 amino acids)
Biological process (GO): proteolysis
Molecular function (GO): serine-type endopeptidase activity
Source: RefSeq, a predicted model, not a curated record
AUGCAGGGAGCCCUUCUGGAGAGCUUAGGACAAGGGUCGGCAGGCUGGGCCCAGUGUCCAGAGCUGGGCUGGCAUCGGGAUGAAGUGUGGAAUAACUCCUCUGUGCCUCGGGUGACUGUGUUGUCAGUGUGGGAGCGAGGGACCCGGAUGCAGACCAGUCAGAUGGAAGGCGCCGGGGCUCAAGAAUCAGGAGUGGGCGGGUGCGGGGCCUUCCCGCUGGCUGCUCUGCUCUGGCUCAGUCUCCUGCCCCAACAUGCCAACACCGCCUGGCCUGCGAGGGUCACCAGAAAUAUCACGAAGACCACUGUGAGGGUCACCAGAAACAUCACAGAGGCCCGUAAGACCACUGUACCCUUGUCAAAGGUGUGUGGCAAGACCAAUUUCAAAGGGAAGAUCUUUGGUGGUCAGAUGGCAAAGCCUGAGUGGUGGCCAUGGCAAGGUAGUCUGCACUUAUAUGGCAGGCACAUCUGUGGAGCCGUCCUCAUCGACAAAAAUUGGGUAGCCAGCGCUGCUCACUGUUUCCAAAGGUCCCACGACCCAUCUGACUACCAAAUCCUGCUAGGGUACAACCAACUGAACAAUCCCUCCAAGUACAGCGUGCAGGUGACAGUGUAUAAGCUCAUUGUCCACAAAGACUAUGGGAAGAUCCACCACCAGGGGAGUGACAUCGCCCUGAUGCAGUUACACACACCUGUGGAGUACAACACCCAUGUCCUUCCAGCCUGUGUCCCAGAGAGAAACACCAGGCUCCCCACUAACAAGCCGUGCUGGACAAGUGGCUGGGGGAUGAUCACUGAGGGCCAAUUUGCACCUUAUCCCCGCCAGUUGCGGGAAAUCGAGCUCGUCCUUAUGGACAAUGAGAUUUGCAAAUCAUUUUUCCCACCACCAUUCCCUGGUGCCACUAAUCAGUUCUACGUAUAUGAGGAUAUGGUAUGUGCUGCAGACUAUCAACUAACGAAAUCCAUCUGCAAAGGAGAUUCCGGGGGCCCCCUUAUCUCCUUAAUGAAUGGUGCCUGGUACGUGGUAGGGCUGAGAAGCUGGACCACAUCAUGUGAACUGCCAGUCACCACCCCCAGCGUCUUCACCAGGGUCUCCUACUUUGCCAACUAG